CCAAUCAGGCGGCUCUCGUGGAGGCAGCUAGCGCGAGGCUGGGGAGCGCUGAGCCGCGCGUCGUGCCCUGCGCUGCCCAGACUAGCGAACAAUACAGUCAGGAUGGCGAAAGGUGAUCCCAAGAAACCAAAGGGCAAGAUGUCUGCUUAUGCCUUCUUUGUGCAGACGUGCAGAGAGGAACAUAAGAAGAAAAACCCAGAGGUCCCUGUCAAUUUUGCAGAAUUUUCCAAGAAGUGCUCUGAGAGGUGGAAGACAAUGUCUGGGAAAGAGAAGUCUAAAUUUGAUGAAAUGGCAAAAGCAGAUAAAGUACGCUAUGAUCGGGAAAUGAAGGAUUAUGGACCAACUAAGGGAGGGAAGAAGAAGAAGGACCCUAAUGCCCCCAAAAGGCCACCGUCUGGAUUCUUCCUGUUCUGUUCAGAAUUCCGCCCCAAGAUCAAAUCGACAAACCCUGGCAUCUCUAUUGGAGACGUGGCAAAGAAGCUGGGUGAGAUGUGGAAUAACUUAAGUGACAGUGAAAAGCAGCCUUACAACAAUAAGGCGGCGAAGCUGAAGGAGAAGUACGAGAAGGAUGUUGCCGACUAUAAGUCUAAAGGAAAGUUUGAUGGUGCAAAGGGUCCUGCGAAAGUUGCCCGGAAAAAGGUGGAAGAGGAAGACGAAGAAGAUGAGGAGGAAGAAGAGGAGGAGGAGGAGGAGGAGGAGGAGGAGGAUGAAUAAAAAAACUGUUUAUCUGUCUCCUUGUGAAUACCUUAGAGUAGGGGAGCGCCGUAAUUGACACAUCUCUUAUUGGAGAGGUGUCUGUUGCCCUCAUUAGGUUUAAUUACACAAUUGGAUCAUGAUCAUAUUGUAGUCUCUCAAAGUGCUCUAGAAAUUGUCAGUGGUUUACAUGAAGUGGCCAUGGGUGUCCGGAGCACCCUGAAACUGUAUCAAAGUUGUACAUAUUUCCAAACAUUUUUAAAAUGAAAAGGCUCUCGUGUUCUCCUCACUCUGUGCACUUUGCUGUUGGUGUGACAAGGCAUUUAAAGAUGUUUCUGGCGUUUUCUUUUUUUAAUUUGUAAGGUGGUGUUAACUAUGGUUAUUGGCUAGAAAUCAUGAGUUAUCAACUGUACAUAUCUAUAGUUUGUAAAAAGAACAAAACAACCGAGACAAACUCUUGAUGCUCCUUGCUUGGCGUUGAGGCUGUGGGGAAGAUGCCUUUGGGAGGGGCUGUAGCUCAGGGCGUGCACUGUGAGGCUGGACCUGUGGACACUGCAGUGGGCAUCCAUUUAGCUUCAGGUUGUCUUGUUUUUGUAUAUAGUGACAUAGCAUUCUGCUGCCAUUCUUAGCUGUGGAAAAGGGGGGUCAGCUGGCAUGAGAAGUGUUUGGAUCUUUUUUAGUUAAGUGCGGUAGUUUUAAACUGUUUGUUUUUAAACAAACUGUAGAACUCUUCAUUGUCAGCAAAGCGAAGAGCCACUGCAUCAAUGAAAGUUCAAGAACCUUCUGUACUAAACACAAUUUGCAAUGUUCUGUUAUUUUUUUGUAUGUUUAGAAUGCUGAAAUGUUUUUGAAGUUAAAUAAACAGUAUUACGUUUUUAAAACUGUU
This is a messenger RNA of Diceros bicornis minor, 1579 nucleotides long. It is a transcript of the gene HMGB3, whose product is annotated as high mobility group box 3. Gene Ontology annotation, biological process: regulation of transcription by RNA polymerase II. The transcript has 5 exons. The coding region runs from base 103 to 714 and encodes 203 amino acids. Gene Ontology annotation, molecular function: DNA binding, bending. Lineage: Eukaryota; Metazoa; Chordata; Mammalia; Perissodactyla; Rhinocerotidae. The record is from RefSeq and is a predicted model, not a curated record. Gene Ontology annotation, cellular component: nucleus.